Messenger RNA from Oncorhynchus kisutch (coho salmon), 3960 nucleotides. RefSeq names its product glypican-6. The transcript has 10 exons. The coding region runs from base 388 to 2097 and encodes 569 amino acids. Lineage: Eukaryota; Metazoa; Chordata; Actinopteri; Salmoniformes; Salmonidae. The record is from RefSeq and is a predicted model, not a curated record. Gene Ontology annotation, biological process: regulation of signal transduction; cell migration; regulation of protein localization to membrane. Gene Ontology annotation, cellular component: plasma membrane; cell surface; synapse.
UGCAUCUGAGCACAUAGCGGUCUCCUCUCCAGUCCUCAGCUUUUCGACUUUCUACAGUAAUGUAUCCUCCCCGACGUCGCUUUCUUAGUGAAGUUGAGUGAACACGUUGAGGAGCCCGCUCUCUGUUGGAUCCAUGUGGCUUUGUGGCUUUACCUGGACUCACUACACACAUUCUCUUUUCUGCCGCAACGCGGGACUCUCAACCACCGUUGGUGGCAAAAUAAACAGACGUUGAUUGAGAAGGAAGUGUUGAUGCACAGUUGUAGAAAAGUGUCAACCACUAAACGUUGAGUUGUUAGAGGCUACCUGCGUAUGCACUGCAGUGGAGUUCCUCUCUAAACUGGAAUCAGCAGAGGAUAAAAGAAGGAUUAAUCACAGAAGUGCACGAUGCUGAGAUACCAGACGGUCCUUUGGACUUUCUCAUUGCUGUCUGUUGCAGCUGGAUCCGAUUUUAAAGCACGUAACUGCAGUGGGGUUAAAGAAGCUUCUAUUGCAAAAGGCUUCAGCUUUGAAAAUGUUCCUCUCCAACAAAUGUCAGGUGACCAUCUCCGGGUAUGUCCCCAGGGCAAUACCUGUUGCAGUUCAGAAAUGGAGGACAAGUUUGGUCAACAAAGCAAGCUGGAGUUAGAGAACCUGGUUGAUGAAACUAGUAAAGAAUUGCGAAGCACCUUCGUCUCCAGACAUAAAAAGUUUGAUGAGUUCUUCCUGGAGCUGCUGGAGAACACGGAGAAGUCCCUGAACGAGAUGUUCGUGCGGACCUAUGGCAAGCCUUACAUGCAAAACUCAGAAGUCUUCCAGAACCUGUUUGCCGAGCUGAAGCGCUACUACACUGGGGGCAACGUGAACCUGGAGGAGAUGCUCAACGACUUCUGGUCGCGGUUGCUGGAGCGCAUGUUCACGCUGCUCAACUCCCAGUAUGUCAUCACAGAUGACUAUCUGGAGUGCAUCAGCAAGUACACAGACCUGCUCAAACCCUUUGGAGACGUGCCCAGGAAGCUCAAGGCUCAGGUUACAAGGGCCUUCAUUGCAGCCCGCACAUUCGUCCAGGGGCUCUCGGUUGGUCGAGAGGUGGCCAACAGGGUGUCCAAGGUGAGCAGCACCCCAGCGUGUAUCCGAGCACUGACCAAGAUGAUGUACUGCCCAUACUGCCAAGCCAUGCCCUCCGUGAAGCCCUGUAACAACUAUUGUCUGAACGUCAUGAAAGGCUGUCUCGCCAACCAGGCCGAUCUGGACCCAGAGUGGAACCAGUACAUCGAUGCCAUGUUGCUGGUGGCACAGAGGCUGGAGGGACCCUUCAACAUCGAGUCUGUCAUGGAACCCAUUGAUGUCAAGAUUUCGGAGGCCAUCAUGAAUAUGCAAGAUAACAGUGUCCAAGUCUCCUACAGGAUUUUUCAAGGCUGCGGCCAACCAAAGCCCUCAGGAAUGGGCGGCAGGUCUACCCGGGGCGUCUCGGAUGUUUUCAACGCCCGCUUCAGGCCCUACAGCCCAGAGGAGCGGCCCACCACUGCAGCUGGCACCAGCCUGGACAGACUGAGGACUGUCUGGAGUGCAAUGCAACACAGUGUGAUUGACAUCAAGGAGAAACUGAAGCUGUUCAAGAAGUUGUGGUCCAACCUGCCUGAGGACAUCUGCCAGCCACACAGGGUGACAGCAGGGAAUGCCACCGAUGACGACCAGUGUUGGAAUGGGCACACCAAGGGCAGGUAUUUCCCAGAGGUUAUGAAAGACGGAUUGACCAAUCAGGUGAAUAACCCGGAGGUGGGCGUGGACAUCACCAGGCCUGACACGUUCAUUCGCCAGCAGAUCAUGGCUCUGAGAGUGAUGACAAACAAGUUAAAAAAUGCCUACAAUGGCAAUGAUAUCUACUUUCAAGACUCAAGUGAUGAGGGCAGUGGCUCAGGCAGUGGCAGCGGCUGCACGGAGGCCUGCGUCACUGAGUUUGACUUUGCCAGCACCGAGGCACCGGUGGUGGGAGCGGACCGGAGCGGGAGCGGCCCGGUGGAGGAUUCAGCAGCAGCCACACACCCUGCCUCCUCAGCAGCCCUGCUGGCCAGCCUGGCCCUCUCAGUCCUGGCACUGCACAGGCUAUGGAGAUAAUGCUGGGGGAACUCACCCAACGUGGACAGAAGGAUCUCUCUCUACGGUGUGUUUUUCUACUCAAGCAGACUGGAGCUACAGUCAAGCAGACAGUAUUCAGGCAGCCUUGGCCUCUCGGAUAGGUAGAGGGGUCUUCUCUGCUCUGGAGACAGCAGUCAUGCAUCCUGGAUCCCCCUUCCUCCUCCUAAAGUGUCUGGUCAUUGGUGCCAUCCUUAGGCAGGACUUCACAUGACUCCCGUCACUCCAAAAUAGAAACAGUUGAUCCACCGUCAAACAUUGUUCAAGAAGCCCAAAGGAAUUACUUUUUUCUGGCAUAAGGCAGAUGUUAUUAGGUCUCCAUGAGAAAAAGUAAUUGCACUUUUGGUCUAUUUUUUUUAUGCUAUAGAAGAUGAUUAUGUUGUACCACUGUGAGAUUGUGGAGAGGGUGCACCAAGAGGUGAUCAGAAGAUAGAACUAGAACAUGUCUACUAUGGUGUAAGGUGAUCUCAGCUGGCAGGUAUUUUACUUGUUGACAGGUCAGCAGUGCAUUUCUUCAUUCAUAAAACAAACCCGAAUUCCCCAAAAUCACAGAAAAAUACCAUAGAUACAGUAUGGCUUUCACAUUAAUUGUUGAUUUCGUCCUUGGUUCUUCUGCUUUAAAUAUUAUUGAAUAUUUUUCUACAUUGACAGAAAUACAUACAUAUGAUACAUAUGAAACAUGUUUAAUGUUAAUCAGGUAAAGUAAAAUAUUGUACAACUCAAACACUAUAUAUACAAAAGUAUGUGGACAUCCCUUCAAAUUAGUGGAUUUGGCUGUUUCAGCCACAUCUGUCGCUGACAGGUGUAUAAAAUCGAGCACACCGCCAUGCAAUCUCAAUAGACAAACAUUGGCAGUAGAAUGGCCUUACUGAAGAGCUCAGUUUGUCAAAUUUCUGCCCUGCUAGAGCUGCCUCUGUCAACUGUAAGUUCUGUGAUUGUGAAGUGGAAACGUCUAGAAGCAACAACCGCUCAGCCGUGAAGUGGUAGGCCACACAAGUACAGAGAACGGGACAGCUGACUGCUGAAGCGCAUAGCGCAUAAAAAUCAUCUGUCCACAGUUGCAGCACUCACUACCGAGUUCCAAACUGCCUCUGGAAGCAAUAUUAGCUCAAGAACUGUUAGUCGCACAAGACUAAGAUCACCAUGCUCAAUACUAAGCGUUGGCUGGAGCAGUGUAAAGCUCGCCCCUCAUUGGACUCUGGAGCAGUGGAAACGCGUUCUCUGGAGUGAUGAAUCUCGCUUCACAAUCUGGCAGUUCGACAGACGAAUCUGGGUUUGGCAGAUGCCAGUAGAACGCUACCUGCCCAAAUACAUAGUGCCAACUGUAAAGUUUGGUGGAGGAUAAAUAUUGGUCUGGGGCAGUUUUUCAUGGUUCCGGCUAGGCCCCUUAGUUCCAGUGAAGAGAAAUCUUAAACCUACAGCAUACAAUGACAUUCUAGGCGAUUCUGUGCUUCCGUCUUUAUGGCAACAGUUUGGGGAAGGCCCUUUCCUGUUCAGCAUGUCAAUGCCCCCGUGCACAAAGCAAAGUUCAUACAGAAAUGGUUUGUCGAGAUCGGUGUGGAAGAACUUGACUGUCCUGCACAGGGUCCGUGCCUCAACCCUAUCGAACUCCUUUGAGAUGAAUUGGUGAAAUAAAUCAAAUAAACGCCGACUGCGAGCCAGGCCUAAUUGCCCACCAUCAGUGCCCGACCUCACUUAAUGCUCUUGUGGCUGAAUGGAACCAAAGGGGGGACCAACUCCAUAUUAAUGCCCAUGAUUUUGGAAUGAGAUGUUUGACGAGAAGGUGUCCACAUACUUUUGGCCAUGUAGUGUGUCCAAUAUAAGUUUUUACCAUUUACUGCAUUC